UCCUACAAAAAAUGAUCUCUUUAAAUCUUCCUUCGCGAACAUCGCGAGAAGUUAUUUUAUACAGCAUAAAAAAUGAUAUGCGAUACGCAUACAUGCGUCGGUUGUCAGUAUCUGGAGCAGGACGAGCAGACGACGAGUCUCGCGGUUUUCCUGGCCAAUUGUCAACAUGCGAAAUGUAAGGUGGUUCGCCUGGUCCGUCAGCAAAUGAGUAAACUACAGAACAUGCAGCACGAACGCUACCUGGUCAUUAGCAAAGCACGUGAUGAGGUAUGCGAAGAGACUCGUAGCGAAAUGCCUGUUAACAUGAGCGAAGUAUCUUACGAUGAAGUCCGCGAAAUAUAUGAUGAAAUGCACGAGAUGCCACACGACGAUGAAAUAUACGAAGAAGGCAAAACACGGCAACCGUAUGAUGAAGAGUACGAUGGAGUAUACGAAACGCAUAAGGCAGUUACAGUUGCAAACCGGACUGUCGAAAAGAUAAACGCGAAUGUAGAGUUCACAUCCUUGCAUCGUGCGACGUCUCUCAGAGGAGCGUUGAUAGACCGCAAGUGGGUGCUGAGAAUUUUAGAUCGUUUUCGUCAUCGAGCAUAUCUGAUACUGGUGGCCGCUGCGGUUGGCGUAAUAGUCUGGUCCGCUCUGGUAUACGGGGUCUUCCUGGGUGCGACUGCUUGCGGAAGCAGUCGUACCUGCUUCGCGUCGACUCUUAGAUACAAGCAUGCCAAACGCUCUUUAUUUUAAAUCGCAUGCUGUUCCUCUGGUGGUAGGAAUACCAAUAUUAUAUUUUUUUAUUUUAUAUU
This is a messenger RNA of Camponotus floridanus (Florida carpenter ant), 797 nucleotides long. RefSeq lists its product as uncharacterized. Bases 73 to 738 code for a protein of 221 amino acids. NCBI's taxonomy places the organism in Eukaryota, Metazoa, Arthropoda, Insecta, Hymenoptera, Formicidae. The transcript has 3 exons. The record is from RefSeq and is a predicted model, not a curated record.